UUAAAAUAUGGAGCAAAUAAUUCUAGUACAAAAGAAACUUUUAAGUCUUGUAGAAUUUGUCAAACCGUUUCUACCAUUUCUUAACUCUCACAUGGUGAGUUUUUUAACAGAUAAUUAUUGGUUGAAGUUUGUACCUAAUGAUGUUCGGAUCGAGAUUGAAAAUAUGGGUCAUGAAGCAUUUAUGACUUUGUUUCAUGACAUAUAUUCUGGAACUCAGUUCAAUUCUGGUUAUAAAAACACAAUAAAUUUCUUGAAGAGUACAAAUUCUUUGCAAUUACUUGAUGGUGAUGUAUGCCCUACAUUAUCUGAUUUGUGUUUAAAAUUAAAUAUAAAUAAAUAUUAUUUACCAUUAGAAGGUCUACAAAAAAUAAUGUCUGACAAAAAGACUCAUGAGGUGAAUAUUGUAAGUGCAAUUACAAACUUUUUAUGCAGAAAUUCAGAAUCAUCAUUGACUGUCGUUGACAUAGGUGGAGGUAAAGGUUAUUUAUCAUCACUCUUAGCAAUGGAAUAUAAGCUUAAAGUAAUAGGAGUUGAUUCAAACCAGACGAACACUCAUGGUGCAGCAAAAAGAGAUUUGAAAUUGAAGAAACAUUGGCAAGGCAUAACAAGUAAACUGUCUCGACAUCUCAAUGACAUGGCUAUUAGUAAUUCAUCACAAGAUGAAUUAUAUAAACUAAUAACUCAAUAUGUAGAUGAAUCAACCAAUUUAAAGGAAUUAGUGAAACAAUCUUAUCCAAAUGAUGAAUUUUCUGGGAUUUGCAUGACUGGUCUACAUACUUGUGGCAACUUGGCUUCCUCUAGUUUACGAAUAUAUAGUAGCAACAAUGAUGUCAAAUCCAUUUUAAAUGUUGGAUGUUGUUACCAUUUAUUGGACGAGCAAUAUGAUGAUACAGAUUCAACUAGCAAUAAUUAUGGUUUUCCAAUGAGCAAUUUGUUACAUAUGGAUAAAUUUGCAUUAGGCAGAAAUGCUAGAAUGCUAGCUUCUCAAUCAAUAGAUCGUAAAGUGCACUUGAAAGAAAAUUUAAAUAAAAGUCUACUAUAUAGGGCUGUUCUGGAAUUACUGAUCCAUAAACAUUGUGACAAAAAUUUGGAUGUGCAUGUAGGCAGAAUUGGCGCAAAAUGUAAAACAUUUUCAGAAUAUGUAAAUACAGUUUCAGAGAGAAAGAACUUAGGCUUGAAAUUUUCAGAUGAACUUUUAGAGGAUCUUAUAAAAAAUCAUGAAGAAAAUUGGUUAAAAUUACAAAGCUAUCAUGCUUUGAAAAUGUGCUUUGCACCUAUUUUAGAAUUAAUUAUAGUUUUAGAUCGUUACUUGUACUUGUUGGAGAAUGGUUAUAAUAAUACAUAUUUGAUCAAACUUUUUGAUCCUGUUAUAUCACCUAGAUGUUAUGCUUUAAUUUCUGUUAAAUGA
Ctenocephalides felis (cat flea) is the source of this 1408-nucleotide messenger RNA. RefSeq names its product methyltransferase-like protein 25. NCBI's taxonomy places the organism in Eukaryota, Metazoa, Arthropoda, Insecta, Siphonaptera, Pulicidae. The coding region runs from base 8 to 1408 and encodes 466 amino acids. The record is from RefSeq and is a predicted model, not a curated record. The transcript has 3 exons.